Molecule: messenger RNA, 3343 nt
Organism: Zingiber officinale
Lineage: Eukaryota; Viridiplantae; Streptophyta; Magnoliopsida; Zingiberales; Zingiberaceae
Product: pentatricopeptide repeat-containing protein At3g53700, chloroplastic-like
Exons: 1
Coding region: 295-2613 (772 amino acids)
Molecular function (GO): protein binding
Source: RefSeq, a predicted model, not a curated record
UUAGGAAGUUAUCCACAAAUUUUGCCACUGAUUCUGUCAUCUUCCUCCUCAAUCCUCUCUUUUUGCUUAUUUUGGACUGCAAAAAAUCCACAUUCCAAUUCACUUGGCUCGCCGCUUCCCUCAACGCUCAGUUUCUCUUCGGUUUCUUGUGUAAAACAUAGAGCUUUACAUCGUUUGCCCCAUUGGUGAUCAAUCACUCGCAUAGUGAUUCAAAAUGGACCAUUGACGUAUCCUUGGAUCUUAGUUCUGCAGCACUCUUUCGUGCAUUUGUCUUGUUUGAAGAGCAGUUCUUCAAUGGCCUUCUCGACAUCACUAAUCUUCUCUUGUGUUCUUCCUUGUAAACUUAGCUUCAACUCGCGUGGUCCGAUGCCAAAGCCGUCACUUUUUCUAUCAUUUGCAUCAAACCGAGGUCUUGCGGCAUUUUCAACAGCUUUUGAUUCUGAUCCUAUGCAACAUCUUCCAUCCAAUUUCACCCCAAAAGACCUGCUUCGCCUCAUUUGCCGGCAGAAAGAUGCGGAAUCCUCUCUCCGGCUGCUCAAUUGGGCUUCAGAACAAGCGCGCUAUAAACCGACGCCUUAUGUGUAUGAAGAGGUUCUUCGACAGCUUGGAAAGGUGGGAUCUUUCGAGAAAAUGAAAGGGUUACUUGCAGAAAUGCAACAGAAGGGGUGUGAGAUUAACCAAGGUACUUUCCAGAUUUUCAUCGAGAGUUACUCGAGAUUCCAAAUGUUCGAUGAGGCUGUUGAUUUUGUUAUCAACUUAAUGGGUGAGUUUGGAUUCCAAGCAGAUGCAUAUACUUACAGUUUUCUGCUCAAUAUACUACUGGAAGAAAAUAAAGUUAAGCUGAUUGAAUCUGUGUACUCUACAAUGAUUAGUAGAGAUAUCUGUCCAGAUGUUUUCAUAUGUAACAUCUUAAUUAAAGCUCUUUGUAGAGCUAAUCAGAUGAAGUCUGCUAUUUCGAUGUUGGAGGAGAUGUCCAGUCAUGGUCUGGCACCAAAUGAGAUGACUUUCAACACCCUGAUGCAGGGCUUCAUCGAGGAGGGCAACAUGGAGGCAGCUUUGAGUGUGAGGACUAGAAUGCUGGAGGCGGGAUGUUCACCAACCAAUUUAACAGUGAAUUUCUUAAUAAAAGGCUACUGUAAGCAGGGAAAACUAAUAGAAGCUUUUGAGUUGGUACAAAUGGAGUCCGAAAAAGGGUUUCGGCCUGAUAAGUUCACUUUCAACACUCUGUUCAAUGGGCUAUACCAAGCUGGGCAUGUGGUGCAUGCUCUUGAAGUCUUAGAUGUUAUGCUCGAGGAGGGGUAUGAUCCUGACCUUUUAAGUUAUAAUACACUAAUUGGACGGUUAUGCAAAAUGGGGGAAACGAAAGAAGCGAUUGUUCUCCUGCAUCAGAUGGUGCAGACAGAAUGCUUCCCAGAUAAGGUUACUUACAAUACUUUGAUAAAUGCUUUGUGUACAGAGAAUCGACUUGAUGAGGCUAUGGAACUUGCCUGUGAACUCACUUUUAAAGGUCUGCUUCCUGAUGUCUAUACUUUCAAUUCUUUAAUCAAUGGUCUCUGUAAGUUUGGCAAUCUUGGAAUUGCUUUGCAACUGCUUGCCGAGAUGAAAAAUAGCGGAUGCAUGCCAGAUGCAUUUUCUUACAAUAUAUUGAUCGGCCACCUUUGUUUGAAUGGGAAGGUCGAGAAAGCUUUAGAGUUGCUGAAGGAAAUGGAGGCAAACAAUUGCUCAAGAAGUGUUGUGACUUAUGGUACGCUCAUCGAUGGGCUAUGCAAGAACAUGAGAAUUGAAGAAGCCGAACAAUUAUUUCGCCAGAUGGAGAUAGAUGGUGUCACAAGGAAUUUGGUGACAUAUAACACCAUUAUUGAUGGUUUAUGUAAGAAUAACAAGGUUGAUAGAGCUAAAGAGCUUAUGGAUCAGAUGAUACUUGAAGGACUGAAACCUGAUAAGAUCACAUACACCUCAUUGCUCAAACAUCAUUGCAAGCAAGGAAAUAUAAAGAAAGCAGCAGAUGUAGUUCAAACUAUGAUAUCAAAUGGCUGCCAACCUGAUAUUGUUACAUAUGGAAUUCUAAUAGGUGGUCUAUGCAAGGAAGGUAGAACUGAAACUGCCUAUAGGCUUCUUAGAUCCAUACAGAUGGAAGGAUUACUCCCAAAUCCUAGAACAUACAACCCUUUGAUCCGAGCGCUCUUUAAGCAAGGGAAAGACAGUGAAGCCAUCACGCUCUUUAGGGAGAUGAAAGAGAAAGCUGAGCCACCAGAUGCUCUCACGUAUAUGUAUGUUUUCCGUGGUUUGUGUCGUGGUGGUGGAUCAAUUGGAGAAGCUGUCAACCUCCUGGUGGAGAUGGUGGACAAGGGAUUCUUGCCAGAGUCGUCGUCCUUUUUAAUGCUUGCUGAAGGUCUUAUUUCCCUAGGCAUGGAGGAUGAUCUUCAUAAGGUCGCUCUGCUCAUCAUGGAGAAGGCCAGUUUAUCUGAUAACGAAUUUUCCACAGUGAAGAGUUUACUUGAAAUGCGCAAAUUUCGUGAUGCACUAACUACAUUUGAUCGCCUGUUGAAUAGUCGAAGGCCUAAUAGAAGUUCUUGGACGCAAUCUGCAAAUAGAAGUUAUAGCUCCGAGUGACCAGGAAAAGUUGGGCAUGCGGAAGAAUUUCCAUUGAAGGAGAAACAAUUUCUUUUCGCCGAAAUGUUAUGCCUGACUCCAAUUGAAAACUUGGUCCAAGUUUUGAUUAUAGGCAUUCAUUAUGCUGAGUUCAUUCGGAUAUCAUUUUUUCGAAUGAAACAUGACUAGCAAGUAGUUUGUGCUCUUGACAGAUGAUUUUUUUACGCAGGACUGUAUAUUAUGUUAAAAGCUCCUCAAAGGUUCUGUUGCAACUUAGCAUGCUACUGAAGUCGUGCAAGAGAGGUUCAUCUGUAAAGAGGAAGGGAACAUUUGCAGUGUCUUCUUGAUAUGUUGUUAGUGUUAUCUGGCCUUCCUUCAUCGAGUGUUUGUUGCAAUCCUCAUCAAAAUUGUGUUUGCUUGCUGCAUUGUUCAUUACAAAUGACCUUCGAGUGGAAGUGUGGAACAAGCAAUUUCUGUGUAUUUUGCAAGCCAAAGCACAUUCAAGAGAGAUCAAAGUGGCCAUUUUUGUUAGUUUAUUUCCUCUCGUCACUUGCAAUGUUAAUAUGUGGCAAAAGGCGAAAUUGCUCGCCCCCAGCGCCCCCGCCGCACCCGACCCAAGGCCAUCACGAGGGUGGUAAAUCAUAGCAUCCUGAGCGAGCAUGUGGCAGGUGGGGUGCACUUGCAAUGUUAAUAUGAACAAGACCUACAUGUUUAUUGUGGCGACGUAAUAAAUUUUCCAUGUUAAUAUGAA